Molecule: messenger RNA, 1082 nt
Organism: Racocetra persica
Lineage: Eukaryota; Fungi; Glomeromycota; Glomeromycetes; Diversisporales; Gigasporaceae
Source: the annotation of a GenBank genome assembly
AUGGGUUCAACAAAAUCUUUUCGGUAUGAAGUUCUCGUGUAUCCUCAAGCUCAACCGAAUGCAAUGACUUCCUCUAAUUCGGUUUCUCAGCCUUCCUUGCAAACACAAUAUCAAAGGUUUACAUGUGACAGGGAAAAUAUGCAGCAAUAUUGGAUUCCUGAGGGUUUCUAUCCCGUUCUAGUUCCUCGUGCUUGCUUACAGUCUAGCUUAUCUGCUGCGAAUAAUGACAAUACUCGGCAAAUAAUGACUACAUCCGCUUCAGCCGGUAAUGCUCAAAUGUUAUCUAAUAGCCCUUCUAAUGUUAAUGUACCUUCAAGGCCGCUUCAACCAAGGACUGCCGCUGCUACCCCUAAUAUAAUUAUUGAUGGUAGUGGUGUGAUGACUUCACAACCCAUAAAAAGACGUCGUCCUGCAAAAGACCAGAUCAUUGCUCCUAGGUUACCUCCAAGGUCAUUAAAUGCUCAAGCGCUCUAUUACUUUCAAAAACGUAGGGAAUUAAUAGAAAAUAGAUCUUUUAUCACUUCUACAAAUGGUUCAAAUGUUUCGCUGGGUGCUGUUCCUAAUCAUCCUUCAAAAACUAUUGAACAAAUGUGGCAAGAAGAACCAGACAAUGUAAAAAGACAUUACGAUCGACUUGCUCUACGAAUAAAAAUUGAACAAGCUCUUUUAUCAAGGGCACACAAUAACAAAAAACGUUAUCAACCAUAUAAUAUAGACCGAAAUGUCACCUCUUUGGAAGGUUCUUCAUCACGUGUUUCUCGUUCACGUCAUUUGCAGAGUACAAUGAUGAACUCUAUGAACAUUACGAAUAAUAACAAUUGCAGUUCUUUAAAUAGAAGCUUUAAUGUUUCAUUAACAGAAAACCUUAACGAUAAUGCGUGUAAUACCUUACCUCCUUCCUCACAAGGCUUUACACAAAGUCACGUGUUAACUUUGGAUACAUCCCCGGUUUCUUCCUGCCGGAGUGUUCGAAACAAGGAUGCUAGUAACAGUGUAGGAAAUGAUUGCACAUCUUCGUCCGAAAACGAAGAAUCCGACGAAAUUUUCGAUUCCCACAACGAUUUAAUGAACGCCGACAAUCC